Messenger RNA from Schistosoma guineensis, 1286 nucleotides. Lineage: Eukaryota; Metazoa; Platyhelminthes; Trematoda; Strigeidida; Schistosomatidae. The record is from the annotation of a GenBank genome assembly.
UGAUAACUUGCUCAAGGUCGUCGAUAUGUUUUGAUUAUAGUAUUCGGGACCGCUCUUAGUUCCUUCCAUCCUCAUUUUUCGCAAUUCCAUGUAUUUUAGCAUGUUAAUCACACUCCGGAGUUUAAAACUACCUGUGGUCGUAUUGAUGUGUUUUUAGUGUGUAAUUAAACCCCUAAUGGUUCUCCCUCGUGGUCUACUGAAAAUCCACGGUCGUUUCCUCCAUAUUUAUGGCCGUGACAUUCCAUCCAAUAUCCCACUGCCCCCAUACAUCACUAAUAAGGUUGACCUGACGCUAUCUACAAUAGCUGUGCAGAGUGAACGUAAUAUCAGUGAAUGUAAACGAGCAGGUUCAAUAAUCCGCCAGAUAUUUAAUGAUCUUGAAAAGUUCAUCAGACCGGGUUUGUCUACUCAAGAUAUUGAUGAUUUCGUAUUUAAUCAGUGUCUGAGUAAGUCAGUCUACCCAUCGCCGUUAGGAUAUAAAGGUUUCCCAAAGUCGGUCUGCACGUCGGUAAAUGAAGUUGUUUGUCAUGGAAUCCCAAAAGAAUCGCAAAUACUAAAAUUGGGUGACAUUAUGUCGGUGGAUAUAUCAGUUUAUAAUGGUUAUGUCCAUGGUGAUGCUUGUCACACCUUUGUAGUUGGUGUGGAUAGUUACUCUGAUUAUUGUGAUCUGGAAGCUGGUGCACGGAUAAAAACUGCUGUCUACUUGUGCACUGUUGCUCAAAAGUGCCGUGAUGCUGGUAUCAGUGUUUGCGGCCCAAAUGCUCUUUAUACAUCUAUUGCGGAAGCAGUCACGAAAUGCGCCGAUGCAUUUCAGUGCCGGGUUGUGGUAGGCGUAUGUGGACAUGGAAUCGGCCCAUUUUUGCAUGGACCACCAAAAGUAGUACAUUCAAUCCAUGAGUUAGCUUCCCAACCACUGGCACGUAUGCUACCUGGACAUACGUUCACCGUUGAACCAUGUAUUUCUCUUCCUCUCAACAAGUCUGGGGUAAAAUUCAAACGGAACACAAGUUUCGCAGUUCCUGUUAUCUUGGAAGAUGGAUGGACAGUGGUCACUAGUGACAAAGCUUUGACAGCUCAGUUUGAACAUACCAUUUCAAUUACAAAUGAAGGUUGCAUAAUACUAACGUGAUUUAUAGUGUUUUUUUCUUUAUCAAUGGAUUCAUUCUGUUGUUGCGUUGUUGAAGUUGAUCUAUGACUCAAUAAUUUUUAUAUUUACUGGUACAUAGCUUAAUUUUACUCAUUUGUAUUUUAGAAGCGAUACUCGAAAGUAUACUACUUUUCCAUAC